Molecule: messenger RNA, 681 nt
Organism: Mesoplodon densirostris (Blainville's beaked whale)
Lineage: Eukaryota; Metazoa; Chordata; Mammalia; Artiodactyla; Ziphiidae
Gene: GJB2
Product: gap junction protein beta 2
Exons: 1
Coding region: 1-681 (226 amino acids)
Biological process (GO): cell communication
Cellular component (GO): connexin complex
Source: RefSeq, a predicted model, not a curated record
AUGGACUGGGGCACGUUGCAGACGAUCUUGGGCGGAGUCAACAAGCACUCCACCAGCAUCGGGAAGAUCUGGCUCACUGUCAUCUUCAUCUUCCGCGUCAUGAUCCUCGUGGUGGCCGCCAAGGAGGUCUGGGGGGAUGAGCAGGCCGACUUCGUGUGCAACACGCUGCAGCCCGGGUGCAAGAACGUGUGCUACGACCACUACUUCCCCGUGUCCCACAUCCGGCUCUGGGCACUGCAGCUCAUCUUCGUGUCCACGCCAGCCCUGCUGGUGGCCAUGCACGUGGCCCACUACAGACACGAGAAGAAAAGGAAAUUCAUGAAGGGAGAGAUAAAGAGUGAGUUUAAGGACAUCGAAGAGAUCAAAAGCCAGAAGGUCCGAAUCGAAGGGUCGCUGUGGUGGACCUACACCGGCAGCAUCUUCUUCCGGGUCAUCUUCGAGGCCGCCUUCAUGUACGUCUUCUACGUCAUGUACGACGGCUUCGCCAUGCAGCGCCUGGUGAAAUGCAACGCGUGGCCUUGCCCUAACACGGUGGACUGCUUCGUGUCCAGGCCAACGGAGAAGACCGUCUUCACGGUUUUCAUGAUCGCCGUGUCUGGAAUUUGCAUCCUGCUCAAUGUCACUGAAUUGUGUUACUUGAUGAUUAGAUAUUGUUCCGGAAAGUCCAAAAAGCCAGUGUAA